AUGUAUAGGAGUCUGCGUACUGUUGUGCAACGGCAGCAACAUCGCUAUUCCAGACCUGAUCCGGAGUUGACUCAUGUAACGAUCUUGGUGGAUGAAGUGGAUGAAGUGGAUGAAGUGGAUGAAGUGGAUGAAGUGGAUGAAGAUGAAGAUGAAGAUGAAGAUGAAGAGACAGUGGUCAGUUCUGAGUCCCGACUUAAACUUGCAAGGUUUGCAUCACUCGUAGUCGAUGAACUUGCAGCGGAUAAUUCAUUCUUUGCUGAAGGUAAAGAGCCAUCAGGCGAUGUAAAGGUUCCAGAUGAAGUUGUUUCGUAUGAGUGGGCGAUCGAAUAG
Molecule: messenger RNA, 330 nt
Organism: Ogataea philodendri
Lineage: Eukaryota; Fungi; Ascomycota; Pichiomycetes; Pichiales; Pichiaceae
Exons: 2
Coding region: 1-330 (109 amino acids)
Source: RefSeq, a predicted model, not a curated record